UGGUUUGAAAAGCUUUAUAUUCGAUGUUCCAAUCUAAUGAAUUGGAAAUUACAAAGCUGACUUCAUAUCAUAAAUGCCAUUGAAAAAUAUUUGCUUUCUUCUGGAAACCAAUAUAAUUCCUAAAUUAAAUCCGAAUGGCUAAAGUACGAUUAUUUGAUAUAUCUUUACAAUAUGGUACGAUUACUUUAUACAAUAUGGGCAUUGAUGCUCAACAGCUUAAAUAUAUCGAUAUUUCCAACGUGUUUCGCUAAUGCUAUGGAAGACGAAUACGGUCCUCUAAUAGCAAGUCCACCGGUUACCAAAUUUUUAAUUUUAACAAGUGUCUAUGUUAUCGUCGUCAAUUCCACAAUAUUUCCGCAAUCUUUUCGACCACCAAAACCUAUCUUUAUGUGUUUGUACGAGUUUCUAGUAACAGCAUUCUUUUUGGAAUUUGCAAUCGCCUGUGUGUGGACACCGAUAGACGUACUCGUCUUAAGCACGUUGCCAAAGAAUAUUUGUCAUGUAACGUAAUGAUGUCUGCUCUAUCCUUUUUAUUUUAAU
This is a messenger RNA of Camponotus floridanus (Florida carpenter ant), 540 nucleotides long. RefSeq lists its product as uncharacterized. Bases 172 to 510 code for a protein of 112 amino acids. The transcript is spliced from 2 exons. NCBI's taxonomy places the organism in Eukaryota, Metazoa, Arthropoda, Insecta, Hymenoptera, Formicidae. The record is from RefSeq and is a predicted model, not a curated record.